AUGGAUCAACAGCCAAAUGAAACCCCACCAGAACGAAACCAAGAAACACCAGAAGGUCCACCUCCUGGAUUUGAAAAUUUUAAUCCUCAAAUGAUGCAGAUGUUCUUUAACUUUCUACAACAACAAGCUCAGAACAAUUCCAACAACUCCAACCAAGGCUCAACUAGCCAACCACCUAAACCAACGGUAACCUUCAAAGCUUUUCAAGCAGUGCGCCCUCUUGAGUUUAAGGGAACUACUGAUCCUAUUGUAGCAAGAACUUGGUUAAAAGAAAUUGAGAAAGCUUUUGAGAUAGUAGGUGUGGAGGAUGAAAAGAAGACUCUGUUUGCAACUUAUAUGCUCAAAGGGGAAGCUAAUUUUUGGUGGGAAGCAAGAAGGGGAUUAGAAGGUACUGGUAUUAUAACCUGGGAUAGGUUCACCAAACUAUUCCUAGAUAAGUACUAUCCAAAAUAUCUCGAAAACCAAAUGGAGCUCCAGUUUCUAGAGCUUAAACAAGGGAACUUAUCUGUAGCGGAAUACGAGACCAAAUUUUCAGAACUUUCUAGGUUUGUGCCACAUCAUGUUGAUACAGAUGAGAAAAGGGCGCUUCGUUUCCAACAAGGACUGAAACCUUGGAUUCAGAACCGGGUAGCUGUCUUCGAACUCACCAACUAUGCGACUUUGGUUCAGAAAGCUGCUAUUGUGGCAAAAAGGAGCGAGCUCUACAACCGCGAAAGGAAUGACAACAAGCGUAAGGCUCCUCAGUUUGAACGAAGCCAGGGAAAGAAGCUGUGCAAUCAAAAGGUUAAGAAGCCUUUUGUUAACAAGGAAUUCCGAAAGGAGGGAAAUCUUCGGGUGGGUAACCGAGAAGUUCGUGAGGAGAACCAGAGGUUUAAGCCACCACAGUCGACGCACCUUCUUCAGGAAAGACCACUGCUACCAGAGUGCAAAACAUGUGGGAAAAGGCAUCCGGCUCCGUGCUAUCAGGAAUCCAUUACUUGCUUUAUCUGUGGUCAGAAAGGUCACAUUGCUUCCCGGUGCCAGAACAAGGCGAUUACUUGCUAUAAAUGUGGGAAGAAGGGUCAUAUGGCCAAAGAUUGCCGAUCUGUGCAAAAAGAGAGCGAUGUUCCAAGGCUACCAGCUCCGCCAGGAGGCAACAAACCAACUGCUCGCACCUUCAACAUGUCUUUGAAGGAUGCUCUGGCCGACAAUGAUGUGAUAUCAGGUACGCUUACCGUAAAUUCUCAAGAUGCUUGUGUGUUGAUUGACUCGGGUGCUACCAAAUCGUUUAUUUCUGUAAAAUUCAUGCAAAAGUUGGGAAUUGAUCCGAUACCCUUAGCGGAACCUAUGAAUAUAGAGAUAGCUAACCAAGAUACUAUUCCAGUGGAUCGAGUGUGUCCUAGAUGUGAAGUAAUGAUCCAGAAAUAA
Molecule: messenger RNA, 1407 nt
Organism: Daucus carota subsp. sativus
Lineage: Eukaryota; Viridiplantae; Streptophyta; Magnoliopsida; Apiales; Apiaceae
Exons: 1
Coding region: 1-1407 (468 amino acids)
Biological process (GO): proteolysis
Molecular function (GO): nucleic acid binding; zinc ion binding; aspartic-type endopeptidase activity
Source: RefSeq, a predicted model, not a curated record